CUGCAAUUAUUUUUAUUGUUACGCUGUUACUGCGUACUCAGAAAACAAACUAAAUUUCCUUAUAUAAUACAACAACAAAAGGCGCCUACUUGUCUUAAGACGGCAAAAUGUUCCUUUCAGAGAGGAAGGCUAGUCAUUCCCGUGAUACUCAAGGAAAUAUUGUUGGUAUAGACUUUUCGGGUGAUGAUGGUUCAGAUUCUACAUCCAAAGAAUGGGUUUAUACAAGAUGGGCCAAAAUAAUGUUUCGAACAGCUGCUAUGAUCAGUCUAGCAUCAGUUAGUAUGAAUACACCGGAUACAUUUAAACAAGUUCCAGUAUUAAUGUAUAUUACUUUUAUCUUGGAUUUGACGGUUGCAUUAUUAUUCACAGUGGAAAUGAUCAGUAAAAUGUAUAUCGAAGGCUUAUUUGUUCCUGCAUCAAGUCAGAAUUUGAAUCAACUAAUUCGAACACAAAUUGCUUCAAAGUCAUCUAGUGGUAUUGAUCAAAAACGUAAUCGUGCUUAUUUUCAAAAAUCAUGGAAUUAUUUUGAUGCAUUUAUGUUAUUAUGUAUAUGGGCUUCAUUAGCAUUACAAUGUGUAGAAUUUUAUAUCACAUUUCAUUGUUCAGUUAAUAAUAAUGAUGAAGAAAAUAUUCUUUACAAUAACAAUAAUAAUAAUAAUAUCAAUAAAGAUUAUUUUAUAUGUUCAAAUAAUGAAAAGUUUCGACGAAAUUAUGGUUUUUUAAGUGUUAUACGUUGUCCAAGACCAUUGAUACUUAUACGUGUAUUUCGUGCAGUAUUAAGACUUCAAUUACCUCAAGCACGUGUAAAAGCUAUAUUUCAACGAUCCACACAUCAAGUAUACAAUGUGACAGUAUUUCUACUUUUCUUCAUGUCACUUUAUGGUUUCUUGGGUGUGCAAUUUUUUGGCGAUGAAUUAAAUUAUCAUUGUGUUUUAAAAACAGCUAAUGAAACAUAUAUUACUAAACGAGAUCUAGCCAUACCAGAUUCUUAUUGUAAUCCAGCCAAAAAUCCUGAUACUCAAUGUCCCAGUAAUAUGAAAUGUAUACGAAUCGCUAGCUCUAUACAAGAUGAUGGGGGUUAUGCUGGAUUUGAAAGCUUUUAUAUUAGUAUAUUUACGGUAUAUCAAGCUGCUUCUCAAGAAGGUUGGGUCUUCAUAAUGUAUCGUGCUAUGGAUUGUCUUGCAUCAUGGAAAGGAGUUAUUUAUUUUAUGUCUAUGAUCUUUUUAGUUGCAUGGUUAGUUAAGAAUGUAUUUAUUGCUGUGUUAAUUGAAACAUUUGCUGAGAUUAGAGUACAGUUUCAACAAAUGUGGACACCAAGACAUACUGCAGAUGCAGAUUCAUCAAAGAUAUUUCAGUUUGAUGGUUUAACAUGGAAAUUAGUUCCUGUACAUGAGAGUAAUCCACGUGGUUUAGCACCAAAAUUUUUUCAAGAAACGAUACUCAGGUCUACUGGAUUCAAUGUAGUUAUCAUGGUCUUAGUAUUGGCUAAUGCAAUCACAGCAGCUGCAUUACACUUUAAUCAUCAAAGUUUACGAGACAGUGACCAUAUGAAAGUUCAAUUAGACGGUUUCUAUUAUGCUGAGAUUUUAUUCACUAUACUUUUCAAUCUUGAAGCUGUUUUUAAAAUUUGGUGUUUAGGAUGGGGUAAUUAUUGGCAUAGAUCAUUAUUUAAAUUUGAAUUAUUUCUUUGUAUCGGUACAACAAUUCAUUGUAUACCAAUAUUAUAUCGUACAGAAUUUACAUUUUUAUCUGUUUUAAGAAUUGUGCGUCUGAUUAAAGCCUCCCCAAUGUUGGAAGACUUUUGCUUCAAGAUAUUUGGACCAGCUAAAAAAUUGGGCAGUUUAAUUUUAUUCACUACAUGUUUCCUAAUAAUCACUUCAACGUUUAGUUUACAGUUAUUUUGUUGCUUUCAAGUAUUCGAACCAACAUUUGAUAGGUUCUCAACAUUUCCAAAGGCAUUUAUGUCAAUGUUUCAAAUACUUACACAAAAAGGUUGGGUUGCUGUGAUGCAUGAUACAAUGGAUGUUGUAGAAAAUGAAGCUGUAACAACAGGAGUAGCAAUUUAUUUUGUAUUUUAUCAUUUAGUUGUAACAUUGAUCGUUCUUAGUUUGUUUGUUGCUGUCAUCUUAGAUAAUUUGGAAUUGGAUGAAGAUAUUAAAAAAUUAAAACAAUUAAAACUUAGAGAAAUCAGUGCUGAAACACAACAGAAAUUACCUAUGCGUCUAAGAGUAUUUGAAAAGUUUCCAAAUCGUCCACAAAUGUUACAACUUACUCGAUUAGUAUCUGACUUCUUAAUGCCUAAAAUUCGUGAUAGUUUUAUGCGUCAAUUCGCUGUUAUAUCAGCUCUUGAAGAAGUUGAAGAUGAAACUAUUGAAGAAAUGUUAACAACAAUGGCUAAAUCACAACAAACAACAGAACAAAAUCAACUCAAAUUAAAUCCAUUUAGUGUAAAUCCUUCUAAUGUUAAUCCUAAUUUUAAUAAUUAUAAUACUUUAACAAAAGAAGCACUUCCUAGUCAUACAGAUGUUGAAACAUUAAGAGCUAUUAAACGCAAAGUUCAUGGAUUACAUGGUGAAGAGAAAUUUCGUGCAAUUAUUUAUCUUUUAAAUGAAUCGAAUAAAACACGUUUAUUGACAAUUGAAAAAACUUCAAACAUUGGAAAUAGAUCCUUAUUAUCAACCCAACAUCAAAUUCGAUUAGAUAGAAGAAGCACAAGAAACAGAGUUGGAAAUUCAAUGGGGACACAUAAAUCAUUUAGGGCUAAUGGAGAAGUUAGAGGAGGAAAUCCAUCAAUAAGACCAGAUCGUAAUGGUGAAUCACAAGCAACAACUGGCAAUAGAACAAGUCAUGAUGAUAUCAAACUAUUACAACAAAAAGCUCAACUUGCAGAACUUAAAAGAACACAACAAGAAGUUGAACUUAGAGAAAAUCAUCCAUUUUUUGAUCGACCAUUAUUUGUUCUUGGACGUGAAAAUCGUUUUAGACGAUUUUGUUUAGUUCUUGUUGAAGCAAGACAUAAAGCACACGAUUCAAUGGAAUCAACAGAUAAUGGAAACUUUAUACAUAAAUUUCUUGGAUUAGUUACAUAUUUGGAUUGGAUAGCUAUAUUUGUCACAACUUUAUCAUGUGCAUCAAUGUCUUUAGAAACACCACAUUUUAGAUUAAUGAAUACACCAGAAGUUCAAAUAUGUGAAUAUAUUUUUUUCGUUGUCAUGACAUUAGAAAUGACCUUGAAAAUUUUUGCUAAUGGACUAAUAUUUACCCCUAAUGCACUUUUAAAAGAUUUUGGUGGAUUCUUGGAUUUAUUUAUUUAUAUAAUCAGUUUGAUUUUUGUCAGUUACAUGUUACGUGUUGAUGUGAUCGGUCCAGGAUCUGCUGGUCAUUUACUUAUGGUAUUAAGAUGUCUUCGACCAUUAAGAAUAUUUUGUUUAGUUCCACAAAUGCGUCGAGUUGUUUAUGAACUUGUACGAGGAUUCAGAGAAAUUCUUAUGGUUUCUGUCCUGUUAGUUGUAUUCAUGUUUAUAUUUGCUGUAUAUGGUGUACAUUUAUUCGGUGGACGUUUAGCUAUAUGUAAUGAUAGAAAUAUCAUGAGUAAAGAAAAAUGUGUUGGACGAUUUAUGCGUGAAUUAGCUUCAACAAAAUUGAAAAGUGUUAAAGGUGAAUCAAUUAAAAUACUUGUACCAAGAGUAUGGGCUAAUCCAAGAAAUUUCAAUUUUGAUAAUAUUGGUAAUGCAAUAUUAGCAUUAUUUGAAGUGUUAUCCCUUGAAGGUUGGGUUGAAAUACGAGAUGUAAUUAAAGAACGUAUUGGUCCACGACAUGUUAUUUAUAUACACUUAUUCGUUUUUAUUGGAUGUCUUAUUGGUUUAACAUUAUUCGUUGGGGUGGUUAUUGCAAACUAUAGUGAAAAUAAGGGUACAGCAUUACUUACUGUUGAUCAACGUAGAUGGUUAGAUUUAAAAGGUCGUAUAAGAUUAACUCAACCUUUACAAAUUCCACCACGUCCAAAACUUCAUCAAGAACCUGGUCUAACAAGAAAUAUCGUUAGUCCGAAAUCGAAUAAUCUGGAAAAGAAAAGUUUAAAAUUUCGUUGUUUCAUCUAUGAUAUAACUCAGCAUAUUUUAUUUAAACGUGCUUCAGCAACUCUAGUUGUUGCCAAUUGUUUUCUGUUAUUCUUUCCAUUUAAUGAAUUAGGUACUGAAAGAUCCAGUUGGGUUAAACCAAGAUAUCAAAUUCAAGUCUCUUUAGGUAUUAUAUUUACCUUAUUCUUUUGUAUUGAAUGUUUAUUAAAAAUUAUUGCAUUAAAAUUUGGAGGUUAUUGGCAAUCGAAACGUAAUCGUUUUGAUAUGCUUGUUGCUGUACUUGGUGUAACAUGGAUUAUUUUACAUUUUAUACUACGACCAAUUCCUGAAAAACAUAUGAUAAGCAAUAAUUUCGGUUGGUUUGUUUUAAUGCUUAGAUUUUUCACAAUUGCUGGAAGGCAUGUUACAUUGAAAAUGUUAAUGUUAACUGUUGUUAUGUCAAUGUAUAAAUCAUUAUUUAUUAUUAUGAGUAUGUUUUUAUUAAUGAUGGUAUAUGCAUUGGCUGGUGUUAUUUUAUUUGGAUCUGUAAAAUAUGGUGAUAAUCUUGGUCGACAUGCAAAUUUUCACAAUACAUUUCGAGCAACUGCUUUAUUGACAAGAAUUGUGACAGGUGAAGAUUGGAAUAAAAUUAUGCAUGAUUGUAUGAUACAACCACCAUUUUGUCGAAUGCAUGCAACAUUUUGGGAAACAGAUUGUGGAAAUUUUAGAGCAGCAUUAAUAUAUUUUUGUUCAUUUUAUGUUAUUAUUACAUAUGUUAUGUUAAAUGUACUUGUUGCAAUUAUUAUGGAGAAUUUCUCUUUAUUUUAUUCAAAUGAUGAAGAUGCUAUUAUGAGUUAUAGUGAUAUACGGAAUUUUCAAUUAGCUUGGAAUAUUAUUGAUGUCAAUAGAAAAGGUGUUGUCAAAGCUUAUUAUGUACGAUUUCUACUACGUCUUAUUCCACGUGAACGUGUUGGUUUUGAUUUAGCUAAAAAGAAAGAUCAACAAUUAUUUAAAGAAAUGUGUUAUGAAGUAGAAACACUUCGUGGUGGUCGUGAUAAAGAUGUUAGUUUUCAUGAUGUUUUAAUGGUUUUAGCUUAUAGAACUGUUGAUAUUACUAAGACUUUACAAUUAGAAGAACUUAUAGCUCGAGAAGAGUUAGAAUAUGCAAUUGAAGAAGAAGUGGCUCGACAGACUAUUGCAGCAUGGAUUGAACGAUGUAUUUUUAGAAAUAGACAGAAACAUGGUCAAUUAAAAUUUAAAAUGCAUUCAAAUAUUGAACGUCAAAUAAGCACAAGCAUAGAUGAUAAUGAUGAUUUAAAUAAAAAAAGUGAUUUUCUAAUUAAUAAAAGUGUACGUAUUAAAAAUCAAUCAUCAAACACCAGUAAAUCAUCAUCAUCAUCAUCAACAACAACAACAACCACAACAACAACCUCAUCAUCAUCAUCAUCACCAUCGAUAAUAAUAACCAUUAAAGAUAAUGGUGGAAAAUCUAUGGAAAAUCCAAUGGAAGCAAGUCAUGAAAGAGCAAAUAAAAUAUUAGCACCACAAUUAAAAAUUAAUAAAUUAACAAUAAACACUAUAACUACUACUUUUAUUCAUCAUACAAUCAAUACUAUACCUAUGACUAAAUCAAUAAAUCUCUCUUCAAUACCUACUUUAACAACUAUUCAUUCUAAUAUGAUAACAACACCAACAAUAGUUAACAAUGCAACGAUACAAAAUAAUUCAUUUGUUCAACAUUCAAAUGAAUUUACUACACUUUUAAUAAAAAAUGAUUCUGAUGAUAUGACUACAUUGACAACUACUCCUUUUAAAACGAAUAUGAUUGGCAAAAAUGAUGAUGAUGCUGCUGAUGGUGAUGAUGAUGAUGAGGAUGAUGGUCAAAGUUUAAUCAUUGAACAAUAUGAUACAGAUUAUCAACAACCAUUAUUAUUAUUAGAUUCGAAACAAGAAAAGAAAUUAUGUAAUCCUAUUGAUAAUGGGAAUAAUCAAUUACAUCAAUCACAACAUAAAUCAAUUUCUAAUAAAUUCAAUAUAGAUCAAAUCAAUAAUAAUAAUCUUAUUCAUUAUAUUAAUGAUAAUCAUCAAAUGACACCUCCAACAUUUAUUGAUACAUGUUUAAUGAAUAAUGAGAAUAGAACAAAAUUAUCUCAAACUAAAAUCAAUAAAGAAUUAUCUAAAUCAAUGAUAGAUGAACAAAAAUCAAUACAAUCAAUUGAACCAUAUCAAGUGACAAUUAUUGAAAACGUGAUGGGAUUAAAUAUGGAACAACAACUACAACAACAACCACCACCUCAGCAACAACACCACCACCAUCAACAACAACAACAUCUUCCAUUAUCAUCGAAUAUAAAUACAUCACAAAUGAUUCGUACAAAACCAACUGUAUUAUCAACAAUUAAAUCUUUAUCCACUCAUAAUAAAUCAAGACAAAGUGUCAUUCAAAAAUUAUCUAAAUUACCAGAUGUUGUAGAAGAUUCAGAUGAACAAGGUGAGAAACGUUUAGUUUAUAGUUGUACAAAUAAUCAUCAUAAUAAUGAUAAUAAUAAUAGAACUAUAUCACAAACAAUGGAAAUGUAUAAUUUGAAAGGUGAUUCAAUGAAAAGAAAAGAUAUGAAUCAUUCUAAUAUUGAUAAUCAUUUACUAUCUAGUGAUUAUACUACUCAUAACCUUACUGGUAGUAGUAUUAAUAGUAGUGGUAGUGGUAGUAGUAGUAGUAGUAGCAACAAUAAUAAAAUCCAAAUAAAAACAAAUGAUAGCUCAUCUAUCAUAUUACCAUUACAAAAUGAAAUGAUCAAUAAUGAGAGUAAAUUAAUGGAUCCUAAUUAUAAAUAUCAUCAUAAUAUUUAUUUAAGUAAACAUAUAAAUGAUUCAUGUGAUGAUGUGAAAAAAUGGUGGCGUAGUCAACUUUAUCCAAAUUUACAAGGACAACAACAACAUCAAAAUAAACAAGCAUGGAUACAAUCAAAUAUUCACCAUAGUAAUACUAUUAAUUCUACUAAUACUUCUACUCUUACUCUUUCUCCUCCUCCUCCUCCUCCUCCUUCUUCUCCUCAUUCUACGACAGUAAUGGAUGAAGAAAUUAUUUCAAUACUAAAUAGUCCUAAAAAGAAACAACAAAGAGGACAUAAAAAUCAACCUAGAAUUGUAUCAUCAUUAGCUAGUAAACGACGUUCAGGUGUAGCUGCUGUAAUUUCACGUCGUCCAUAUCAUCAAUCAAGAGUAAAUAAUCUAUAUGAUGCUACUAUUGAUGAAUAUACAAAUGAUUAUAUUGCUAAUAAUAAUAGUAAUAAUACUACCAUCCAUAAUAAUAAUAAUAAUAAUAAUAAUAAUAAUCGUACUGUUACAAAUACAACUAAUCGUAUUGACAUCAAAGGAAGUCAUUUAUUACAGAAACAUGUUUAA
Molecule: messenger RNA, 7463 nt
Organism: Schistosoma margrebowiei
Lineage: Eukaryota; Metazoa; Platyhelminthes; Trematoda; Strigeidida; Schistosomatidae
Source: the annotation of a GenBank genome assembly